CCCCUGCGCAAAUAACAGAGAAAAAUGAACUACGUGUCCCUAGCAACAUCACUCCGUAGAAUUCAGAGUUUAUAAAGCCUUAUUCACCGUUUUCGAUCUUUAGAUCCCUAGAACUAAUCGUUGUUUUCACGCAUUUUCCUUUACUUGAUAGCAUCCCUGCUGCUACACAAAUUAAACAAUUAUGGAUUUCCAAAAUCGUGCCGGUGGCAAAACCGGCAGCGGUGGUGUGGCGUCAUGGUCCGAAACCAAUCGUGAUCGCAAGGAGCGUUUACGCCAAUUGGCUUUGGAGACAAUCGAUCUGAACAAGGAUCCCUAUUUUAUGAAAAAUCAUUUGGGCUCAUAUGAAUGUAAACUUUGCCUAACGCUGCACAACAAUGAAGGCUCCUAUUUGGCCCAUACACAGGGCAAGAAACAUCAAGAGAACUUGGCCCGUCGCGCCGCCAAAGAGGCCAAGGAAGCCCCGUCAAUGAUGGCUCCCGAAAAACCUCGCGUUGAACCUAAGAAAUUUGUGAAAAUUGGUCGUCCCGGUUAUCGUGUGACCAAACAAAGGGAUCCCAACAAUGGGCAACAGUCUUUGCUCUUCCAAAUUGAUUAUCCCGAAAUAACGGAGGGCAUUAUACCCCGCCAUCGUUUUAUGUCAGCCUAUGAACAAAAAAUCGAACCUCCAGAUCGUAAAUGGCAAUAUUUGUUAUUUGCCGCCGAGCCCUACGAAACAAUUGGCUUUAAGGUGCCGUCACGAGAAGUUGAGAAGACGGAGGGUAAAUUCUGGACUCACUGGAAUCGAGAUACAAAGCAAUUCUUUUUACAAUUUUCAUUUAAACUGGAACCGAAAAUUAUACCACCUCCACCACCGAAUUUACAUCGGGCAUUGGGUGCACCGGCGGGCUUUCCUAUGCCUGGGCCACCAAGACAUAUAUUUAAUGGUGUACCACCACCACCUCCAAUUGGCGUUCUACCUGUGCCGCCGCCGCCCAUGUGAGAAGAGGAUAAUUCUGCUUCUGCAAAUAGUUGAGAGUGAAGGAAGCAGAAAUAGAUGGCAAUUAAGUGGGAAUAAUUUUUGUAAUAAGCAGUCAUAGAUUUUAUUAAAAAAAAGGUUUUGCAAAGCCUGAUAA
Messenger RNA from Musca domestica (house fly), 1112 nucleotides. It is a transcript of the gene Sf3a2, whose product is annotated as splicing factor 3A subunit 2. Gene Ontology annotation, biological process: spliceosomal complex assembly. Gene Ontology annotation, molecular function: nucleic acid binding; zinc ion binding. Gene Ontology annotation, cellular component: nucleus; U2 snRNP; catalytic step 2 spliceosome. The record is from RefSeq and is a predicted model, not a curated record. Lineage: Eukaryota; Metazoa; Arthropoda; Insecta; Diptera; Muscidae. The coding region runs from base 182 to 979 and encodes 265 amino acids. The transcript has 2 exons.